AUGCUCACAGACUGUAUGGUAAUGAGAGAUCCAAACACCAAUCACUCCAGGGGCUUUGGGUUUGUCAUAUACACCACUGUGGAGGAGGUGGAUGCAGCCAUGAAUGCAAGGCAACAGAAGGUGGAUGGAAGAGUUGUGGAACCAAAGACAGCUGUCUCAAGAGAAGAUUCUCAAAGACCAGGUGCCCACUUAACUGUGAAUAGCCACAACUAUGAAGUUAGGAGAGCCCUGUCAAAGCAAGAAAUGGCUAGUGCUCUGUCCAGCCAAAUAAGUCGAAGUGGUUCUGGAAACUUCGGUAAUGGUCAUGGAGGUGUUUUUGGUGGGAAUGACAACUUUGGUCAUGGAGGAAACUUCCGUGGUUGUGGUGGCUUUGGUGGCAGCCUUGGUGGUGGUGGAUAUGGUGGCAGUGCAGAUGGCUAUAAUGGAUUUGGUAAUGAUGGAAGGAAUUUUGGAGGUGGUAGCAGUUACAAUGAUUUUGGCAAUUACAACUAUCGGUCUUCAAAUUUUGGGCCUAUGAAGGGAGGUAACUUUGGAGGCAGAAGCUCUUGCCCCUAUGAUGGUGGAGGCCAAUACUUUGCCAAACCAUGA
Messenger RNA from Rhinopithecus roxellana (golden snub-nosed monkey), 588 nucleotides. RefSeq names its product heterogeneous nuclear ribonucleoprotein A1-like. The record is from RefSeq and is a predicted model, not a curated record. Gene Ontology annotation, molecular function: RNA binding. The transcript has 2 exons. The coding region runs from base 1 to 588 and encodes 195 amino acids. NCBI's taxonomy places the organism in Eukaryota, Metazoa, Chordata, Mammalia, Primates, Cercopithecidae.